Sphaerodactylus townsendi is the source of this 3238-nucleotide messenger RNA. RefSeq names its product major facilitator superfamily domain containing 14B (gene SLC71A2). NCBI's taxonomy places the organism in Eukaryota, Metazoa, Chordata, Lepidosauria, Squamata, Sphaerodactylidae. The transcript has 12 exons. Bases 222 to 1892 code for a protein of 556 amino acids. Gene Ontology annotation, cellular component: membrane. The record is from RefSeq and is a predicted model, not a curated record. Gene Ontology annotation, molecular function: transmembrane transporter activity. Gene Ontology annotation, biological process: transmembrane transport.
CGCAGCGGUGCAAAUCACGUGCACUUAGAGGUUGAACGGGUGGGGAGGAGCGACGCUGCAGCCGAGUGAAGCCGCGGCGUCGGGGGCUUUCUUCUCCCCACCCUUUUCCGCGUGCGCGUUGCCUGGUCCUCGCGACGGUGGCACUAGAUGAAGGAGCCGGCGGGAGGCCGCCCGGAGCCCCUGCCCCGCCGCCGCCACCCGGGCAAGAAGAUGGGAGCGAAAUGAGCCCCGAGCCGGAGCCGCCACCACCGCCGCCGCCACCACCGCCGCCUCCUCUUCCUCUUGCAGCGCCAGCCCGGGAAGCGGAGGUGGUGGCCUUGACCGUGGCGGCGGCGGUGGUGGAAGGGGAAGCAGGCGCAGCAGGAGGCAGCGGCGGCAAGAAGUGGGGGAGCCGGAUCAUGCUGGUGGGCAGAAUCGGCCUCAAGCCCGGCGUGGGCGCCUCGGUGAGUGGCCGGAGAGGUGUCCGCGGGGAAGAGACUGGGCGCAUUUCCUGGACGACGACUGGCUUUGCUAAGCAGGGUUUUGGUCGGCCAAGCGUAUACCAUGCUGUUGUUGUCAUCUUCUUGGAAUUCUUUGCCUGGGGUCUGCUCACAACUCCCAUGCUCAGUGUCUUACGAGAAACGUUUCCUCAGCAUACCUUUCUAAUGAAUGGCCUGAUUCAAGGAGUUAAGGGGUUUUUAUCUUUCAUGAGUGCUCCACUGAUAGGUGCUCUCUCUGAUGUCUGGGGAAGAAAAUCUUUCCUCCUUGUUACAGUUUUCUUCACUUGUGUUCCAAUUCCGUUAAUGAAGAUAAGUCCAUGGUGGUAUUUCGCUAUGAUUUCUGUAUCUGGAAUUUUUUCUGUUACAUUCUCUGUGAUAUUUGCUUAUGUAGCUGAUAUAACACAGGAACACGAGAGAAGCACGGCUUAUGGACUGGUGUCUGCCACUUUUGCAGCAAGCUUGGUGACCAGUCCUGCCAUUGGAGCACAUCUGUCUGCUAUAUAUGGAGAUAGCCUGGUGGUGCUAGUGGCUACAGUAGUGGCUAUUAUAGACAUCUGCUUCAUCCUGCUGGCUGUACCAGAAUCCCUGCCUGAAAAAAUGAGGCCACUUUCGUGGGGAGCACUGAUAUCAUGGGAACAAGCAGACCCUUUUGCAUCUUUGAGAAAGGUUGGAAAAGAUUCUACAAUCUUGCUGACUUGCAUCACUGUGUUUCUUUCUUAUCUUCCUGAGGCUGGCCAGUAUUCUAGCUUUUUUCUAUAUUUGAGACAAGUCAUAAGAUUUGAAGAUGCUAGCAUUGCUGCAUUCAUAGCAGUGGUAGGAAUUCUAUCUAUAGUUGCUCAGACUGUAUUUCUUAGUAUCCUAAUGAGGUCCAUAGGGAAUAAAAAUACAGUACUCCUUGGUCUUGGCUUUCAAAUGUUCCAGUUGGCCUGGUAUGGUUUUGGCUCUCAGUCUUGGAUGAUGUGGGCAGCAGGAGCUGUGGCAGCUAUGUCAAGUAUUACAUUCCCAGCAGUUAGUGCUUUGGUGUCUCGAAAUGCAGACGCAGACCAACAAGGUGUUGUCCAGGGGAUAAUAACUGGAAUCAGAGGCCUGUGUAAUGGUCUUGGUCCAGCUCUCUAUGGCUUUAUAUUUUUCUUGUUUCAUGUGGAACUUAAUGACUUGGCACCUGUCCCGAAUUCUGAUAAAACACCAUUGCAAGAUCCAAGUGAUGAGAGUGCAAUCAUACCUGGGCCACCUUUUCUGUUCGGAGCAUGUGCAGUCCUUCUUGCUUUCCUGGUUGCCUUAUUCAUCCCUGAGCACAGUAAAUCCAGCAGUACCAGAAAGCACAGCAACAGCAUCAGCAGUAUCCAGAGCAACAACCCAGAUCGAGGCAGUGAUGAGGACAUUGAACCAUUGCUGCAAGACAGCACUGUGUGAGAGUUAGAUUUUCCUCAUGUUAAUAGACUGCAAGCAAGCAAAAUCCAAAAUUCAUGCACUGAGCUCCAAAAUUGGAGCACGACUUAACUGGAGUGAGCGUUUGAUAUGUUGGAAACUUUGCACAUUUCACCCACCUUUAAGGUAUAAUGUCCAGUUGGGGCUGGAUUUCCAGCACUUUCUGUGUUUUUAUAUAACAGUCUGGUAAUUAUUUUUCUGUAUAUGAUGUGCAAAAACCAUCAAACCCAAAAUUAAACUGAAAACUUAUAUAGUUCUUGGAAAAUAUAAUCUUCAGACAGAAAUGAGCAACUAAAUUCUCUGUGACUGGAACACAGCCCCUGCCAAAGUAAUGUUCUCCAUUAUCCCUGUUUCCCUGCACUACCCCACCACCCUUCUGCAUAGUCUCCUGUAGCCUUCAUGUGUUUGCGAAAGAACGUUAUUGAUGGACUAAGGUAAAAAUAAAUCCCUGAAUCAAUAUUCUUACUAAUACGCUAUCUUAUACUGACUAUUGCAUUAUGACUUUUAGAUUAACUUUUGCAGGAGGAAUUGAGCCACUGCAUAGAAAUGACACCCUCACUCCUAAGGAAUGUAACUCAGAGGCAUGUAUGAAGGGUUCCAUUUGGAACCUGCCUAAAGGGCUUAGAAGAUGGAAGAUGCUACUGAUGCUCACUGAACUGCCAUUGUCGCCAGUUCAAAGAUAAGGACUAAUUUGUUGAAUGCUGAAGAAAUUUACAUUUAUUUGUGGGCAUUUAGUGCAUUAUUUGUCACUCUUCAUCUGCAGUUGAAGCACUCCACCCCCAUUUAUUUCACUCCUGCCUUAACUAUUUAGUGUGCAUUUGUUAUCCAUUAUCUAUUUAGCCUUCAUAUCAAUGCCCCUGAAGAAUCUCAUGGAACUGUAAUUAUGACAUUUCUUUCCAAAAGAGGCUUUAAAAGACCAUUUAAUUUCUACAAAUCAUGCUAUAAUUUUAGAGACAUUUUAUGAAAUUGCACAGAUUUCUAUGUAUUUUGCCGCAGUGGAAACCGACCAUUACCCAACUCAUAACAAAGUACUCUUAUGAAUGUUUUAUAUGUAUUGAAUAUAUGUAGAUAUUUGUAAGAAGUUUUACUUUUUUCCAGAUGAGGUACUGUGUAAAUCUUGUAUUUAUAAAUGUAAUGAGGGUGAUGACAGAUAUACAACUUUUAUAAAGGAUUGUGUAUUGACUGAACAAAAUUUAAAUAUAUAUAAUAUAUAUAUUUUGAAACUUGUUCGCCUUAUGCAAGGAUAACAAACCUUUUGUACUAUGCAGUUUGGUUUUUAAGUUAAUAGGCUUCCUAAUGCAUAAUAAAUUUGCAACCUAUAUUAUACAGGU